GAAUCGAGGUAGUUGCGAUAGGCUAGGCACUGGGUCUGGACUCUGUAGUUGAAGGCCGGCCAAAAACCCUCUUUUCCCCCUGUUCAUCUCCAUCCUCCCCAGUCCCCAGUUCUCACUUCUCAGGGAAGAGGAAGACACCACCCAAGGUCCAAGGACGACGUGCGCGGGCCGGAGAAGUACAAUGGCGCCGCUCGCCGGAGCCGCCGUCGCCUCCUGCAUGAUCCUGCUCCUCCUGCUCGUCCCCUGCGCCCAGGGCCAGGGGCAACCACCCGAGGCGCCGGAGGAGGCUUGGGCCGAGAGGCAACCACCCGAGGCGUCGGAGGACGCUUUGACGCUGCUCUUGUCCGAGGGCGGGUGCGGCGCCUUCGCCGGCCUCGUCGCCGCGAUGGCCGGCGUGGGUGACGCGUUCCGCGAGCAGAUCGGCAGUGACCUGGGGCUCACCAUCCUCUGCCCUGACGACGAGGCUGUGUGGCCGUUCAUCCCGAGGUUCCAUAGCCUCACCGUCGACGAGCAGGUCGCGGUUCUCCUGUACCACGGCCUGACGAUGGCUUACUCCGAGGAGCUGCUCAGCCAGGUCCACUGGGAGUGGGAGGUGUUGACGUUUGAUGGGGAGCAGACACUCACCAUCCGUCACUACAGAGGCAGGGCGAUACUUUCUCCGUGGCCGCCGUCGUCACGGAACGAGGCCAGGAUCACCAAGACGGUCGUCGACGACGACCAUCUCGCCGUCUACCUCAUCGACGCCGUGCUGAUUCCGACAGAGCUGAAGUCUGUGUCCCUGUUCUGGGCCGUAGUGGUACCUUUCCUACUUGUUGCCGUUGGAAUCGCCUUAUUCUUGCUGUUUCAUGCACUUGUAUAUCUUUGUUCUCUUGUGUGUCAGCUGACAAGAUGGUGUAAGGCUCGCGCUGCUGCCUACGCUUCGGCCGCCCGUGUCACUCCACAUGGGCAAGGGCAACAACAAGAACAUUAGUCUGUGGCCGCUUCAGAGUGCCUCGCCUCCCCGGGUCCUUCCCUCGUACUACUUCUGUUUGUGGUGCCAGAUUUGACAGUUGUUUUCUCCGUCUUUGAUGUUCGGCGGGGUGGUGGCAUGGUCAGUUUAUGAAGCAGCACGAUCUAGGUCGGUGACUAACCUAAACACUUAAGAUCUCCUCUCUUUCGUGUUAUUUUUCUAUGUAUAUAUAUUUAUAUCUAUAUAUCUUUUGUCGGGAACACUUUCUAUGUACAUAGUAGUGUUUACUUACUUUUGGAUCUAGGUUUCGUUUGAUGUAACGAAAUGCUGGUGAGCAUGAGUUCAAUAUGUAGCAGUAUUAUUU
Messenger RNA from Triticum aestivum (bread wheat), 1313 nucleotides. Its product is annotated as fasciclin-like arabinogalactan protein 2. Gene Ontology annotation, cellular component: plasma membrane. Gene Ontology annotation, biological process: plant-type secondary cell wall biogenesis. Bases 182 to 970 code for a protein of 262 amino acids. Lineage: Eukaryota; Viridiplantae; Streptophyta; Magnoliopsida; Poales; Poaceae. The record is from RefSeq and is a predicted model, not a curated record. The transcript is spliced from 2 exons.